Messenger RNA from Lutra lutra (Eurasian river otter), 1423 nucleotides. RefSeq names its product acyl-CoA binding domain containing 6 (gene ACBD6). Gene Ontology annotation, molecular function: fatty-acyl-CoA binding; protein binding. The record is from RefSeq and is a predicted model, not a curated record. NCBI's taxonomy places the organism in Eukaryota, Metazoa, Chordata, Mammalia, Carnivora, Mustelidae. The transcript is spliced from 9 exons. Bases 368 to 1234 code for a protein of 288 amino acids.
CCGCGCGCACGCCGCCCCUUCCCCUUCCCCGUCCCGCCCCGGCCGCCCGCGCCGUCAGCUGCUCUCCGACCCCCGACCCAACGCCUCGCGGGUGGAGGAACCUGGGUUGGGCCCGAGCGCUCUGUUAGCCAGAGGCAGGCGGAGGAGACCGGCUCGGCCGGGGGCGAGCCGCCGCGGGUGCUCUGCACGCCGGGGAGAGAGGUGGGAGGGAGGCACAGUUACGCGAGGCCGCGCGGAGUAAGUGAGCUUGGGUCUGACUCGAGGUCGGGCUCUCGACCGAGACUGGUGGGCAAGGCCCGGGAGCCGGCGUUACCCUCGCUCCGAGGAGCACUGAGCGGACACAGAGGGACGGACCGAGCGAGGACACAUGGCCUCGCCAUUCCUGCCCGCGGGGGCUACCACGGGCGACAGCGGCGGAGAGCUGAGCUCGGGGGACGACUCCGGUGAUGUGGAAUCCCUCCAGAGUCCCGAGACCGAGGCGUCCGGGAGUCUGACAGAGCUCUUUGAGAAGGCUGCAGCGCACCUCCAAGGCCUGGUCCAGGUGGCCAGCAGGGAGCAGCUCUUGUACCUGUACGCCAGGUACAAGCAGGUCAAAGUUGGAAAUUGCAAUACUCCGAAACCAAGCUUCUUUGAUUUUGAAGGAAAGCAAAAAUGGGAAGCAUGGAAAGCACUUGGUGAUUCAAGCCCCAGUCAAGCAAUGCGGGAGUAUAUUGCAGUAGUUAAGAAAUUAGAUCCAGGUUGGAAUCCUCAGUCACCAGAGAAGAAAGGAAAAGAAGCAAAUACUGGUUUUGGUGGACCUGUUGUUAGUUCUCUGUAUCAUGAAGAAAUCAUCAGGGAAGAAGACAAAAACAUAUUUGAUUACUGCAGGGAAAACAACAUUGACCAUGUGACCAAAGUCAUCAAAUCGAAAAAUGUGGAUGUGAAUAUGAAAGAUGAAGAGGGCAGAGCUCUACUCCAUUGGGCAUGUGAUCGAGGACAUAAAGAACUAGUUACAGUCCUGCUACAGUAUAGAGCUGAUAUUAACUGUCAGGAUAGGUAUCCAGGCAAAUGGGAAUGCCCCACAGUGUGGCAGGUGCUGUUCUGCGAACCUUUCCCGGUGGCGCAGAUAAUGAAGGUCAAACAGCUUUACAUUACGCUGCUGCCUGUGAGUUUUUGGACAUUGUGGAGCUGCUGCUCCAGUCCGGCGCUGACCCCACCCUCCGAGACCAGGACGGCUGCCUGCCAGAAGAGGUGACAGGUUGCAAAGCUGUAUCUUUGGUGUUGCAGCAGCACACGACUGGCAAGGCUUAAUCGAAGACUGGAAAACCACAGUCUGUAACAUCAGAGGGCUUCAGUGAUGAAGGAAAACUGCAAAAAAUAAUACUUCUUUUACCACCAUCUUUGGUAUACAUUGGCUAAUAAAAUCAGUUCUGAGGAACUAGGA